AUGGUCAACGUUCACGAAUUCGAACACGGUUCCCGCAACACUACCGGAACUUGGACACCGUUUGACUGGGAAGACCCCGUCUUCGGCCCUCAGUCUAAAGGAGAAGUUGUGACUAUCCGGACUGGUGGGACCUCUGGGUCCCUCGCUGCUGGCCUCUGGCGUACUGGCCCUGGUAUCGCUGGAUGCAACGACGAUGGCAGCUGCGAUGUCGUCUAUUCCGCCCCUCUGGGUGACGAAACGAUGCUAUUGUUGGAAGGCUCGUCCGAGGUCACGAUCAAAUCUAGCGGCAAAAAGUAUCAUCUCGAAGCAGGAACAAUCAUCAGCCAUCCAAAGCAUGUCCAGCUUUCCUGGCACUCUACCACGCCCUUCUUGAAGAAGUUUUGGGUAAUAUGGGACGGUGCUACUCCGGGAACCAAACUCGACGACGUCAUCGUUAGCAACAUCAAUCAUAACCCGCAAGGCUGGGCUCCUUUUACCUGGGAGGAGCCAGGCAAGGGUCAGCAGGCCGUUGGCGAAUUUACCCUGGUACGCAGCACGGGCUCCACGGGAACUCUGGAAGUUGGGCUCUGGCGAACCGGGCGCGGGAUUCCAGGCUGCAACGAGGACGGUUCCGCCUCUUUCGAGUAUAGCUCGCCGCUUGGGGACGAAACCAUCAUGUUGCUGGAAGGACUGGUGACCAUCGUUGAGCAUGAGUCCGGGAAGAUGCAUAAGUUUCAAGCCGGAGAUAUCAUUGCACUUCCCUCUGGCCUGAAGGUUUCCUGGACCUCCGAAGGGCCGUUUGUGAAGACCUACUUCGUCGCCACAAACGACAAACCUGUUCAAUGA
This is a messenger RNA of Fusarium keratoplasticum, 825 nucleotides long. RefSeq names its product Cupin-3 domain-containing protein. Bases 1 to 825 code for a protein of 274 amino acids. Lineage: Eukaryota; Fungi; Ascomycota; Sordariomycetes; Hypocreales; Nectriaceae. The transcript has a single exon. The record is from RefSeq and is a predicted model, not a curated record.